Messenger RNA from Geodia barretti, 1218 nucleotides. The record is from the annotation of a GenBank genome assembly. Lineage: Eukaryota; Metazoa; Porifera; Demospongiae; Tetractinellida; Geodiidae.
AUGACCGGACCCGCGCCGCGCCCGAUGGUACCGCCGGAAUGGCGUCUGCGUCUCGGACUCGCCCUCCUGGCGACGGUCCUCGCGGCGGGCGCCUGGGCGCUACGCGAUGCGGUCGAUCCCCGCCUCCGCGCGUUGGCCGGGCUGGUCGCGUUUCUCGCGGUGGCCGGGGCCUGUUCGGCGCGUAUCCGGUCGGUGAACCUGCGGAUGGUGGCCAGCGGCCUCGCGUUGCAGGCAGGGUUCGGCUGGCUGGUCCUCAAAGGCGAGGUCGCCGGUGUGCGUCCCGCCUACGAGUUCUUCGCCGGCCUGGCCGCGGUCGUGACGCAGUUUCUGGAGUUCACCAAUGCCGGGUCGCAGUUCGUGUUUCGGGGUGCUGGCGGACCAGGAGCAGAUGGCAGAGGCGUUCCCCAACGGGUCGUCGUGAAGGUCAUGGCCCGCGUAAUGGCGAAGGUCAUGGGCACGAGCGGCGCCGAGAGCCUGUCGGCCGCCGCGAACGUGUUCCUCGGGCAGACCGAGGCGCCGAUCGUCACCCGCCCCUACAUCGCGGGCAUGACGCAGUCUGAGCUGCUGGCGCUCAUGAUUGGCGGCAUGGCCACGAUCGCCGGCACGGUCAUGGCGAUCUACAUCAGCCUGGGCGCCGACCCCGUCGCGAUAUCCUGCUGCCGGGAAACGGAUACACCGGCCACGAUCGGCACAGUACGGAUGACGGUCGAGAGCGACCAUGUCAACGUCAUCGACGCGCUGGCGACCGGUGCAUCGGACGGGACACGGCUGGCGAUCAACGUGGCCGCCAUGCUGAUCGCCUUUCUCGCGUUUAUCGCCAUGUUCGAUUUCGUGCUCGGCCUGUUACACCCGAGCCUGAGUCUGGCGGCGAUCUUCGCGGUGUGCUUCGCGCCGGUGGCGGCGCUGCUGGGCGUGUCGUCCGCCGAUCUGCCGGCGGUGGCGGACCUGCUGGGCACCAAACUGGCGACCAACGAGUUUGUCGCCUUCAUCCAGCUCAACGAGACGUAUCUGGGCACGGUCAGCGAGCGUACGCGUGUGGUCGCCACGUUCGCGCUGAGCGGGUUCGCCAAUGUCGGGUCGAUCGGUAUUCUGCUGGGCGGCAUCGGUGGACUCGCGCCGUCGCGGCGCGCCGACCUGGCUCGGCUGGGUCCGGUGGCGCUGCUCGGGGGGUUUCUGGCGACCCUCAUCAACGCCGCCAUCGCCUCGAUGCUGUUGUAG